This is a messenger RNA of Physcomitrium patens, 2618 nucleotides long. RefSeq names its product SUN domain-containing protein 2. Gene Ontology annotation, molecular function: protein-membrane adaptor activity. Gene Ontology annotation, cellular component: nuclear envelope. The record is from RefSeq and is a predicted model, not a curated record. NCBI's taxonomy places the organism in Eukaryota, Viridiplantae, Streptophyta, Bryopsida, Funariales, Funariaceae.
UGGUGCCGAGUGGUGGGUUUGAACGUUGCGGAGAAUUCCGAGAGGAUCGGUUGCGCGGAGGAAGUGGAGAAGUGGAACUGCCUUUGGCAAGGACAGGUGAAAGAAAGAAAGAAAGAAAGAAAGAACGAAGAAGAAGAAGAAGGAGAAGAGGAAGAAGGAGAAGAGGAAGAAGGAGAGGAAGACGAAGCAGGUUGCAGGCUUUUGUGUGGAGAUUGGGCGAGGGAUUGCAGUAGGGUUUCAUGUGAGAGCUUCGAAGUUGAAUGACCCAGGAAAUGGUGUACCUGGGAGGAGAGUGUGUGAACCGCAUUGACUGCGGUUGAAAGUCGUGUAGGUUUAGUGCGCUCUGAAAUUGGGGAAGACAGGGAGAGGGUAGUUACGGCAUUAGGUUAGCGAAGGUGUUGCACUUGGUUUUGGUAGCUGAGAUUGGGAUUGGCAAUCUCUGCAAGCUUUUGGCUUAAAGUUUUUUUAUUCAAAUUUUAGGAGGGUUGUGUCAAGAGCGUUACAGCUCAAAAUGUCAGCGGCAACUGUACCAUCAACUACUACCGGUAAUGCGCUCUCCGGGGGUGCAGCGCCUGAGAGAGUGGCCACCAAGCCCCGGAAGAGGACCACGCCAGCGUCGAAAGUGGCGUCAGAGGCCACCGAAGCACCCCUCCUUGCCGCUACACACGCCUCUGCUGUUACGCGUGCAAGACGAGCUCGAGAGCCUAGAACGAGUUUGGAAGAGGUUGCGAUGGCAUUUCCAACUCGGGACGCCAAUGGUUUACACGACGACGACGUAGCCGCUGGUGUGACUCAUGAAAAUAAUACUCCUCCCCUGACCCCUACGACAAAGAAACCUUCAUGUGUUGUUGACACUGCGUCCGACAAAGCUUCGCCCUCAAAGCAUAAGAUAUCGAAGCCCGCGAUCCCGAAGGGCAAAGUGAAGAAGAAGACGUCGCUAUGGGCCACGAUGGGCCAUUUAUUUUCUCCCUCCUAUUUACUCCUUUUUCUGGCCGUUGGUGUGGGGGCAGCUGUUUGGUCUCUUCGGCCCAAGGCAGCACUACCCGAGUGGUAUGCUUCCUCUAAUGAAGUUGGGAAAUUGGAGGAGUUUAUGACCAAGACAACGAAAUGGAUACAGGUACAACUAGAAGUUCUUGACAUGAAAAUCGAGAAAGGAUCAAAUGAUUUACGAAACGAAUUUAAAGAGAAACUCGACUCUCAAGUGGCAGAAAUGGAAUCUGGAGUGAAGGAUUUGAAGGCCCAAGUUGACCGGCUCUAUCAAGGCGGAGGUCCAUUGAAUCGUGACGAAGUCAUUGAGCUUGUGAAAAAGUUCAUGGAGCACCGUGCCUCUGAUAGCACCGGUAAAUCGUUCAGUCUAGAAGACGUCCGGUCUAUUGCACGGAAAAUAGUGAUGAGUGAGGUUGAGAAGCAUGCUGCGGAUGGAAUCGGGCGGACUGACUACGCUCUGGCCAGUGGGGGUGGACGUGUAGUGGAUCAUUCAGAGGGAGUGUUUCUGGGGCGAGGUCGACAGUUGUUCAGCAUGGUGUUUAGCAGCAUCCUUACAGGGGAGGCUAGGAAGCAUCCACUAGCGCAGAAAGUACUAGAGCCCAGUUUUGGUGAACCAGGCGAGUGCUUGCCUUUGAAGGGAAGUAACGUUUUUGUGGAGAUCUCUCUUCGGACAGCCAUUCUUCCUGAUGCAGUUACUCUUGAGCAUGUCUCUAAGAGUGUGGCUUACGAUUUGUCCAGCGCACCUAAAGAGUUCCAACUCUAUGGUUGGCGUGAGGCUCGACCAGCUGAUCGAAGUGCUCAACCUUCACCAGUGCACAGGCUGCUAGGGCAGUUUGUUUACAAAACGGAUGGCCCUAGCAAUAUUCAGACGUUUCAUCUUUCUAAAGAAGAUGUUGGUGAUGAACCGAUAAACAUGGUCCGACUCCAUGUAUUAUCCAAUUACGGAAGUACCCUUCAUACUUGUAUAUACCGAGUCCGUGUUCAUGGUGUAGAUCCUCAGGGAACUCUAUAAAGAAGUUGAUGCAAAGUCACAACACUUGUAGGUUUUUCUCGUCAUGUGUACAAGUACAUUUUUCAAGAUUACCAAGGUAACAGAUGAUGGAGUGGAUUUCCUAAGCGUUUUCUUGUGAUGACAAGGGAGCAUUUGCGGUACUGGCCUUUUGCUGCAGCAGAGGUAACGUGUUUUUACAUCAUCGACCAAGUUACGGUGACACGAGCAUGGUGGCUACCCGUGUCAAUCGAGCCUCGACUCAUCGCUUUAGUUAGGCUAGUUGUCCACGAUGCUGCUUUGCUGUAGAAUUCUUAAGGCUCGACUGAUUAGAGCGAGACGGUUGAUGCCGAAUGUGUACGAUAAGGAUAACACUGUCUCGAGGAUUAAAUUCCAUGUGUCCUUCUCGAGAUUAAACCCCCAGUGGGGCAACACGGUUGCUUUGUGAAUUGGCGUUGAUCCUUCACAGGCUUCCAUGAGAGUGAUAGUUCUCCAAGGCUGUGAUGUGGCACCUUUAGAAACUGUGAAUCAUAAUCGAAACCAUCAGUAUGCUGUGAGUGUUGUUGAAUGGUUGCUUUCAAUUCGCAAAAACAGAACCGUGCCACAUUUGACAUCAUGUAACACGUGAAUAUUUUUUGUCGCA